CUCGGCUGCUAAGUGACGUCUAUCACAAAAUUAUUUUGGGAUGAACUGAAGGGACGAGAAUCUUUGUUUUUAAAAAUUAAGUUAGAUUCGCGCGCGGAUUAUGUACAUGACAGAUUUUUUUCCUGUAUUAUAUAUAUUGUGUUAGCAGACUGAGAAAAAAAUGCCUCCCGAAGAAUGCUUUGAUAAAUUAGAGCAACUAAUAUUGGAUGAAAAUGAAUUAGUUACCUAUAAAAUGCUAAGUAAAGAAUUAAAGAUACAUGUAAAUGAAGCGAAAAAAUUCUUGUCUGAAUUUUUCACAGCACAGAGCUCAAAAGGAGAAAUGAAAUUAUUUGCUCAUUAUUUCCUCUCUGGAUUUAUUGUAAAGGAUGGAUUUCGUUGUAAAAAAAUAAUUAUUGUAUCUGAAGAAAAACUUGAACAAAUUAAAAAAGAAUUUGAUGAAGUAGAUUGCAUUCACAUUUAUUCUGUUAAUAAAGGAGGAAGUAGAGAUGAUUCUUCAAUUUUUAAUUCUCAGAGUUGGUGUAAGAAAUGGGCUGAAGAGCAUCGAGAAUACUCUGCAAUAAAACAUACUAAUAUAAAAAUUCAGGCGCCUGCUCUAACAAAAACAGAAGUUAAGAAAAAUGAUGCCAAAGUUGUUUCGUCAAAGCUCCAACCGGUGAAAACGAAAAUGGAAAGUGUACCAUCAAUAUUUCAAAGUAACAAAAAUGAAGUAAAAAGUAACUCAGUCUCUUCAAAUAGGGAAAAUUCAUCUAGUGAGGUUGCUAAUGCUUCUGAAAAUAUGGCUAUUGAAUCGAAGUCUUCAAAUAGUGCAAAAUCAAAUCCUGAGUCUAAAGAUCCUAAAAAGAGUACCUUAUCAUCAUUGUGGCAAAAAUUGGAAGAUAAAACUAAAAAUGGGAAGAGUGAAAAUUCUAAGUUAGAUUCAAAAGGCAAGAAUAAGAUGCAGAGUUCUUCAAAAACUGUUGGAAAAAACAAUAUAAUGUCUAUGUUUUCAAAGCAAGCAGAAAGGAAUGCAGCCAAUCCUAUUAAAAAACUGCCUGAUGCUAUUCCAACCUUGGAGAAAACUAACAACAAUAAUGUGCCUUCCAACGUAGAAAAAGAGUUUGAAAAACUUGCUGUCGUGAAGAAUAAAUCCAAAUCCAAAACUUCUCAACGAAAGACUAAACGAUCAUCAAAACCAGUUAGUGAUAAUGAUUCUGAGGAAGAUGUGAAACCAAAGAAAAAGAAGCAUCGCAGAAUAUGUACAAUGGAUGACUCAGAUUCCGAAAGUGAAAAUGAAGAAGAGCAAGACAGAGCUCAGCGUUUAAUGACUGCGACAGAUAAUGACGAUGUACCUAUGGCUUUAAGUGAUAGUGAGGAACCAAUACCACCCACACCCCCAGUUUUGCCCAAUAAAGGGAGAGCGAAGGUUUGGAAAUCUGUGCAAAAAACUUACCAAGAUGAAGAUGGCUUUUUAGUUGCAAAGCAAGAAAAAGUACUUGUAUCUGGAUCAGAUAGUGAUGAGGAUCCUUUACCAAAAAAGAAGAGCGUUAGUAAAGAAGAACCUAAGCAAAACACCUUUUCGUACCGAAAGCAAGCUUCAUUAACAAGUUUCUUUAAGCAACAAUGAAAAAAGAUCUGUUCCUUAAAUAUUUCUGAGAAAGAAAAACAGAAUAGUGCAUUUAAAUUUUCAGCAUAACUAUUUUAUUUAAUGUUUAUGUUACUGAUCAUUUAUAUGUCUCCUGCUGAUCUCGAAUGCAUGAAUUCAUUAUAUUAAUCCUUUUAUCUGUCAUUAAUCUAUAGUCUUAUAUUAUGAUGUUUUCUGAAAAUUUGUUUCUGCUUUUAUGUGGAAUUGUUGUUCAGUGGCUGUACCAUAAAUAAAAAUAAUAUUUUUAAAAUGUA
Messenger RNA from Parasteatoda tepidariorum (common house spider), 1875 nucleotides. RefSeq lists its product as uncharacterized. Gene Ontology annotation, molecular function: DNA-directed DNA polymerase activity. Gene Ontology annotation, biological process: DNA strand elongation involved in DNA replication; DNA replication; DNA synthesis involved in UV-damage excision repair. Lineage: Eukaryota; Metazoa; Arthropoda; Arachnida; Araneae; Theridiidae. The record is from RefSeq and is a predicted model, not a curated record. Gene Ontology annotation, cellular component: nucleus; delta DNA polymerase complex.